Molecule: messenger RNA, 3187 nt
Organism: Ceratitis capitata (Mediterranean fruit fly)
Lineage: Eukaryota; Metazoa; Arthropoda; Insecta; Diptera; Tephritidae
Gene: Plod
Product: procollagen-lysine,2-oxoglutarate 5-dioxygenase 1
Exons: 11
Coding region: 326-2557 (743 amino acids)
Biological process (GO): peptidyl-lysine hydroxylation
Cellular component (GO): endoplasmic reticulum
Molecular function (GO): iron ion binding; procollagen-lysine 5-dioxygenase activity; L-ascorbic acid binding
Source: RefSeq, a predicted model, not a curated record
CUGUUUGAUAGCCCCCCUUUUGAUUAAGUUUUACGCUCAUUCGUACGUUUGGUUUCGCUGAAAGUUGUUGUGACUGUGUGUUUUCCAUACUUGUCUCAACACUGAUCGUCUUAAAGGGAGCUUGGCGCUUCUUGGCUAUCAGACGUUUAGCAGUGCUCGAGUGUAUUGGUCACGUAGUGCUCCGGUUGUUGUAUUCAUUGAAAGAUUGUAAAUUUAUUUUGUGUUUGCAUAUGAAUUCCCAGUGAACGCGAUUAUAUUUCAAAAUUAAUGGUUUUUAAGUGAAGCGGGAUUUCCUCGAAUAAAAGUGUAUAAUUUUAAGCAAAUUAUGCAGUUAUUAGAACAACAAGUGUUUAGCUUUAAGUUAUUAUUGCUGCUUGGUGUUUUGUCCUGUUGCAAUUGGGCGUCAACGACUGCAGUGACGGCGGAUGCGAGCAACGAUGCAGCAGCAGAGGAAGGCGCAAAACACAUAAAAGUCUUCACCGUAGCGACGGAACGCACCGAUGGAUAUUUGCGUUAUCUGCGUUCAGCGAAGCGUGUCUAUGAUGUUGAGGUGAACACGCUUGGCAUGGAUGAGGAGUGGAAGGGAGGCGAUAUGAAUGGUCUGGGCGGCGGUUAUAAAAUACGUUUGCUGCGCGAAGCUGUCGAGCCAUUUAAGGAUGAGAAAAACACUAUUAUUUUGUUUACGGACAGUUACGAUGUCGUCUUCACCACCGGCCUCAAGGAUAUCUACCGGAAAUUCAAAGAGUUCGGCGCUAGAGUGCUCUUCUCGGCUGAGAAAUUCUGCUGGCCCGAUAAAAAGCUGGCCAAACAAUAUCCUCCAGUGUCGGAGGCUAACGCCUCGCCGUACCUAAACUCAGGCGCUUUUAUCGGUUACGCGCCAGAGAUCUAUAGCAUUUUGAGCGCUGAAGAAAUUAAAGAUGACGACGAUGAUCAACGUUAUUACACGAAAAUAUUCCUUGACGUGGAUAAACGUAAAACAUUGAAGAUACAGUUGGAUACGCAAUCGCGUAUAUUUCAAAAUUUGAAUGGUGCACGUGAAGAUGUUAAAUUGAAUGUGGAUUUGGACUCGAAUGAGGGUACAUUACAGAAUAUAAAUUUCAUGACUGAGCCGUGUAUUAUACACGGCAACGGACCAAGUAAGGUGGAGUUGAAUGCGUUUGCCAAUUAUUUGGCUAAAACAUUUAGCGGCGCGUGUUUGAUAUGCCAGGAGGAUCGCUUGGAAUUGGAUGAAAAGAAUUUGCCCGUUAUUACCGUUGCGCUCAUUAUCACCGAAUCAGUGCCAUUCUUCGAUGUCUAUCUGCAGAAAAUCGAAAAACUCAACUAUCCAAAGGAUAAAAUGCAUUUAUAUAUUUAUAGUAAUCAAAAAUUCCACGAUGAAAUGGCAAGAUCCUUCCUUAAACGUCUGGAAAAGGAAUAUCGCAGCGCUAAAAUUGUACUAUCAGCUGAUGAGCUUAAUGAACAACGCGGACGUGAAUUGGCGCUCCAACAAGCCAUACAAAAACAGUCUGAUUACAUAUUCUCUGUGGACGCCGCUGUGCAAAUUGAUGACCCAGAAUUGCUGCGCGAAUUGCUAAUAAGGAAUAGACAAUUCGUGGCGCCCGUGGUAAGCAAAUACGAUGAGCUAUGGAGUAAUUUCUGGGGUGCGCUCUCCGAUGGCGGCUAUUAUGCACGCUCACAUGAUUAUGUCGAUAUUGUCAAGUCUUCGUUUACCGGCAUGUGGAAUGUCCCGUACGUGUCCAGUAUUUAUCUGAUCAGGCAGAGUGCAUUCAAACAUAUCUCGUAUCAGCAUCGUGAUUAUGACCCCGAUAUGGCAUUGUGCGAAUCAUUACGGAGAGCUGGUGUCUUCAUGUAUAUUACCAACGAACACAUCUACGGCCAUUUGGUGAACACCGAGAACUUCGAUACAACACUAACACGUCCAGAUUUCUAUACAAUAUUUACGAACAAAUACGACUGGGUACGAAAAUACAUACAUCCAAACUAUUUCCCGCAGCUAGAAGCGAAUACAACAAUUGAACAGCCAUGUCCUGAUGUUUUCUGGUUUCAAGUGGCCACCGAUGCUUUCUGUGAUGAUAUGGUUGCAAUUAUGGAAAACUUUGGAAAAUGGUCUGAUGGCAGUAACAAAGAUGCACGUCUCGAAGGCGGCUAUGAGGCGGUGCCCACACGUGAUAUACACAUGAAACAAGUGGGUUUGGAACCAUUGUGGUUGAAGUUCCUGGAUUAUAUUAUAAGACCGCUGCAGGAGAAAGUCUUUUUGGGCUACUAUCAUAAUCCACCACGUUCGCUCAUGAAUUUCGUUGUGCGUUAUCGCCCCGAUGAGCAGCCCUCGUUGCGCCCACACCACGACUCCUCGACCUACACGAUUAAUAUUGCUUUGAAUCAGGUGGAUAAGGAUUAUGAAGGCGGUGGUUGCCGUUUCAUACGCUACAACUGUUCGGUGAAUAAGACCCGUAAGGGUUGGAUCUUUAUGCAUCCCGGACGUUUGACACACUAUCACGAAGGCUUGCCAGUGACCAAUGGUACACGGUACAUUAUGAUUUCAUUCGUUGAUCCGUAAGCACAUGAGGUGGUGUAAGCUGUAGUUGGCGCUGUUGGUUAAGAUUUGGAGCUCUAUAGCGCUGCAGCCAUUUAGAAUUUAAGCUAAAACUGCCAUUGGCAUGUCCAAAGAUUAUCUUUAGUCGUUUUUUAGUUGCUUUCGUUAAAAAAUAUACCUAUAUACGUGUAUGCACAUGUAUAUGUAUGAAAUGUAACAUGCAAUCUCAAAAAGCUUUCUAUGUUAUCGAAUUGAAAUAUAAGAGACUACUUAAACCUACCUAAACAGAACCAAACAUGAACAAAGUGAGAAUCUAUUGUAAUAAAUAUGUAUAGAAGUCAUGUAUGUACAUAAGUAAACACACAAGAUUAUUUACAUUCUUACAUAUAUCACAUUUAAUUGAACAACUGUGCAAAUCUUGUUGAUAUUUUUUACUGAAUACUCAUCAAUAUUAAUUUUAAUCAAACUGUUUAAACCACUGAUUCAUAUAAAAACAAAUGAAGCUGCAAUUAAACAAUUUUUGCCAAAAAAUGCAAAUGAUUUGACGCAGUGAAAAUACUUAUACUCAUAAUUUAUUUAUGUAUGUAUACAUAGAUGCAUGUAAAUGAAAUGAUUGAUUAAUAAGCAAUAAAGUUAUACAAAAAUAUUGUACAU